CAAACAUAGAGCAUUCAACAUUUACACUCAAUCUCAACAUCCAAUCCCACGACGAUAUUCAAACACCUAGUGCGAGACGAGGCCGGCUCAAUCGAAUAUAAUUGACAGUUGAUAGCGAAUAGUUGCAUUUUCUAUAGGUGCAACUGCAUACCUAUGUACUAAUCUCAGGAGAUAGCUGGUUUGCAGCAGAGCUCGAACUCAUAGCCUCUGCUAACCUACCGAAUGCAUCUCUGCGACAAUGGCCAAUCGAUACGGCGGGUCAUACCGCAAUCGCAAUGGCAACGGCUCCGCUGGGAGGCAAGAUGAGGAAUAUGACCCUUACGGUGACGGUUACACUAGCGAUCGCUAUGGCACUCCUCCCCAGCAGAUGAAUCCCCGAAGGCCACCCAUCGAAGUCCCUCGGGGCGGCGGCUAUGGCUCUCCAGCUUCCAGACUUCAACGAGCGAAUCUAAAUGAACGAGCAAACGAAACGAAUGCAGAGCGACAGAUAUCCCAGGUCCUUGAACUUAUCAAGUCCGAAUGGCCUGCCAUGGUCCAGGACGACUGCAUACCCGUCUCACUAGCACUUCAGCUACUGGAUAAUAGCUCUGUCGGCCGAGCCCAUGAAUACAAAGACUUUAAGAAGGCACAUAAAUACUUGCAAGAUUCUCUGAAAAACAUCGUACAUGAACAUCAUCAGGGUUUCAAUAGUUCGAUAGGUACUUUUCACAAGAUUCAGGGAAGCAUACAAUCUUCCCAGAAGAGAGUCCGUGCCCUGAAAGAAUCUUUAGCCGCAUCGAGAACGAGCCUUUGUGUAACAGAUCCCGAACUCAAGAAGCUAUAUAAAUCAUCACAGAUGUACGACGAGGUGCUACAGACAAUGAAUGAACUAGAGGAUCUACGAACUGUACCAGAUCAGUUGGAGGCCAGGAUAUCGGAAAAGCGAUUUUUGACUGCUGUCGAAGUACUGCAUAAUGCCCUACGGAAGUUGCGCAAACCAGAACUUGAUGAUAUUGGUGCUCUCAAUGAUCUCAGGGGUUAUCUUGCGAACCAAGAGACCGCGCUGAUGGAUAUCCUAACCGAAGAAUUGCACGAACAUCUGUAUCUGAAAUCACCCUAUUGCCAGGAGCGAUGGCAAAAUCUAGCCAAGAAACAGGGCGUGUACAACGAGAACUAUAGCGAAUCUAAUGUGCUGACCCCAUUCCACCUAGUUCUAGACACGAUGGAUCUUAACCAGCCGGUUACUGAAGACCCAGCAAAGAAUCCUGAGGCGGACACCUUUUAUUACAUAAGUCUCGUCGUUGAGUCCCUCAACAAGCUCGGUCGGCUAGAAGGCGCCGUCGAUACAUUGAAACAACGGCUCCCGGUUGAGCUGUUCUCUAUUGUAAAUGAAACGAUCAAUGAAGUUGAUCAAAGACACCCUAGUUCAUUACGAGGUGGUACAGGAAACGCGCAAGGUUUGCACAUAUAUGGCGAUAGGGAGACGCAAAUGCGCGCGGACGUCAUCUAUGAUCUUCUGUGGACCUUGUAUGGUAAAUUUGAGGCUAUCGCCGAAGGUCAUCGGGUCUUUCACGAAGCUAUCAAGGCACUUAUUCGACGAGAGGGUGGUGGCAAUAACAGCUCCCUCCUCGGAAGCUUUAGGGAGUUAUGGAAUCUCUAUCAAAACGAGAUACGCUCCCUCCUGCAUAAUUAUGUCACUACAGACGCGGAUGUCUAUCAAUUCAACUCGCCAAGGCAAGGUGCGAUGCUUAAUGGCAAUAAAGAUAUAUCUAGGGAUCAUCUCUUCAAAUUCUCCGAAGCAGAUCCCAAGUCCGUUGAGAUGACUACCGAAUAUGAGGCCUUAGACGAUAUUAUAAAAGCUGCAGUUCCAGGCCUUACAACCGCCUCCCGAAAAACGCAGGCUUCGGAUAAGAAAUUAGCAGGAAAAGAGUCAAGGAGAAGUGCAUAUACCGGAGCUUUCGACAAUAGGAACACGCCUGGCUCAUACAAGUCACUCGUAGAGCCAAGCGUAUUUAAUAUGAGUCUCCUUUUACCUCCGACCCUAGUAUUCCUAGGACGUUUGAAAGCGAUCGUACCUCCAGGUUCAGAUUUAGCUGCGAGCACUUUAACAUCUUUCCUCGAUAACUUUUUGGUUAAUGUUUUCCAACCACAGCUGGAUGAAACUCUUAGCAAACUCAGCGAUUCAGUGUUUGGAGAAGCAGACUCGUUCCAACAAGAUCCCGCAUGGGACCUGGUAGCUCGUCGCCCCGUCUUCAAAGGCGCAACUGCUUUCUUCGCCGUUAUCACCGCAUUUUGCCGAAUGCUUGGAACAAUUCCGCAUGACCAGGCACUUAGCUCUCUAAUAAUUUCCCAGAUGGUGAGAUAUUAUGAAAGGUGCCUUACGUGGUUCAAAUCGCUCGUUUCCAAAGCACAGGAGGCUGGCGUAGGGCCAUUGUCGUUGCGAUAUUCCGCAGAACUAGCCAUCGGGGAUGGCGAUAUCCAAGAAACAAUUAAGAAGCUUUGGACUUCGGAUAACCUCGAUCGCGAAUUAAUAGAAAAGGAAGUUGGGUUACUCAUUGUGCAGGCCAAUGGACGGGAUCUUGAACCUAACGAUGUCAUACAAGACCGCGACGUCAUCUCAUCCUUAUGUCUCCUCUACACGAGCAUGAAAUGGCUCUCUGUCCGGAUCCUUAGUCUACGACAUAUCACGCGAUUCGAUACGGAUUCUUCUCAACCUACCUUGCCGAGGAACCAAAACCGCCGCUGGACUUUGUUGAACGACCCUAACAAGGCGAGCGGAGAACAGCACGGCCCUGUGUACCUUCCUAUGACACAGGAAACCGUCCAAUCAUUUGACAAUAUAGUAUCAUCCUACGAGGAGUUUGCUGGUACAGUGCUUCUCACGUUACAUAUGGAAAUCAGAUGCCGCAUUGUGCAAUCUCUCAGUGUAGCGCUCUCUCCUAAAACAGCUCCGUAUGUCCUAGGUGAUCAGGAAAUUAAAGAACCGGACCCACAGAUAUUAUCACUGAAUUCUGAGCUCGUUGCGUACGACGAGACGAUUGUACGCUUCCUUCGUGACAAAGAAACGGCGUUCAUACGGACUGGUUUAGGUCUCCUCAUCAACACUUACCUAGUGACCAACGCACUCACAACACAACCCAUGAAUAUGCGCGGGUGCGAGCGCAUGCAGCUGAACAUCUUAGUAUUACAGCAAAACCUCAAAAAUAUUGAGGAGGGAGUGGACCUCGCACGGGCGGCCAACUACUUCAGUCUGUUCCAAGAGGGCCCGGACGCGAUCGUCAACAAGGCCAAGAAAGACAAUGAGCGCGAUAUUAUUCCUGAAGAGGAGAAGUUCACAUAUGAUCAACUCAAGGCCCUCGUAGAAUUAUACUACAGCGAGCAGCUAGCUGAUCCUGAGAGGGGCAUCGCGUCUGCGGGGAAGAGGAAGAUGGGCGAGAAGGUGCUUGCGUUGAGCGAGCAUAUGUGGCAGAGCUAAAGAGGGUGUUUGUAUAUUCACUUUCCGUUACAUCCGAAGGAGGGCGAAGUAUGUGCUCAUGAUCCCCCUGUGCGGCAUGAGUAGGACGUCAAUGAGGGUUAUGUGAUAAAUAGGACUAGGCACAAAUGAUAUCGGAAGAGGAAAUGGUAGAAAUGACAAAUACAAAAUGAGUACUUAGUAGUAUUGGAAACGUUGAAGUUGUUUCAUAGCUAAGUGAUAGGCUAUGUGAGA
Messenger RNA from Annulohypoxylon maeteangense, 3685 nucleotides. RefSeq names its product Sec8 exocyst complex component-specific domain-containing protein. NCBI's taxonomy places the organism in Eukaryota, Fungi, Ascomycota, Sordariomycetes, Xylariales, Hypoxylaceae. Gene Ontology annotation, biological process: exocytosis; Golgi to plasma membrane transport. The coding region runs from base 239 to 3454 and encodes 1071 amino acids. Gene Ontology annotation, cellular component: exocyst. The transcript is spliced from 2 exons. The record is from RefSeq and is a predicted model, not a curated record.